Messenger RNA from Lates calcarifer (barramundi perch), 6132 nucleotides. RefSeq names its product kinesin heavy chain. Lineage: Eukaryota; Metazoa; Chordata; Actinopteri; Centropomidae. Gene Ontology annotation, molecular function: ATP binding; microtubule binding; microtubule motor activity. The transcript is spliced from 26 exons. Bases 1179 to 4052 code for a protein of 957 amino acids. The record is from RefSeq and is a predicted model, not a curated record. Gene Ontology annotation, biological process: microtubule-based movement.
UGCUUAUAUUACUUACAGAAUAUUAAGCACAUUUUUAUCAACCAAGUCUUUUUGCAGUUUCUUCAAACUUGAAGUGCUAUUAUGACCCCAGUCUGUGGAAGAAGUACAUGUUUUUAUGUAUAAAUAAUAUUAAUUCCUCUGAAAAGUAACGAGUGACUAAAGUUCUGAAAUAAAUGUAGUGGCAUAAACAGUAUAACAUUUGCCUCUGAGAUGUGAAGUUGUGUUUAAGAACAUUACUUGAGUAAAUGUACUGAGUCACUCCACCACUGAUUACUGGGAUAUAAUUAGUCAUGUGGAAGCAUCAGGUUAAUGUUGCAGCUGGAGACAAUGAUACAUGUUUCUACGUUUUAUGCUAAUGAUCUGAAUCAGUGAAAGAGCCAGCUGUAGAGUAAAAACUGCGGUAUUUACUGCUGCUAUAUUGUGGAUACAUGUUGUUGUAGUUACUUUCUACCUGUUGUCGUAAACUAAAAACAUGCACUGUAUGAGUUCAUACGAAAUUAGUGCAAGGUUUGUGUGUGCGCGUGCAUACGAGCAGUUCAGUCAUGGUGGUGGUGCUGAUGCAGGGCACGGGGGCGCGCCGCGGCACCGUGCCUGGAGCGCGCCUUUAUUGCAAGUCAGGGCGAUGCGGCUGUCUCUGCGCAUCCUCUCCGGGCUCUCCCUCUGCAAACCGGGCUGCACCUUCCGACCGUGCCCCCGCCGUUAACAAACACAAACACACAUCAGUCCGCGGUGUCUGCACGGCCGUCGGUGUCACCGCUGCACAGGGAGGCCCGUGCUCUGAUGCCUGAGCUCCUCGUCGGGACGCAGCGCUGCGGUUGAUCCGGUUUGGCCAUGGCGCAGCCGAGGAAACCUGGAGAUACUCGGCUCGGGUGAAGGACGCGUUGCGCAUCAGAGGUUUCUAAACUUUACCUGCGGCGAGGAAACCAGUAAGCCCGACGUCUCACCCCCGGGAAACGGUUUGUUUGCCAGUUUGUUUGUCCCUGUUGUGGCAAAUUCCGAACUCUCAGCUGGCCCGGGACGCAGGGAUUGUCAUCAAGGCCCCGCCGGAGGUCCCUGAACCUCAGUUUUAGGCACCACCCCACCUGAAACAGACAGAUCCUCGCUUGUUUCGUAGCCUGUUUGUUUUUGUUCCAUUAUUUUGAGGGGCGGUGUGAACAGAGCCGGCAGCAGCAGCAGACAUGGUGGACGCAGCGGAGUGCGGGGUCAGAGUGAUGUGCCGCUUCAGGCCCCUGAACGAGGCCGAAAUCACCCGAGGAGACAAAUACAUCCCCAAAUUCAAAGAGGACGACACCGUGGUCAUAACGGGUAAACCGUACGUGUUCGACCGCGUGCUGCCUCCAAACACGUCACAGGAGCAAGUGUACGACCAGUGUGCCAAACAGAUAGUUAAAGAUGUGCUGGGCGGUUACAACGGGACCAUCUUCGCCUACGGACAGACGUCCUCUGGGAAGACACACACCAUGGAGGGCAAACUGCACGACCCCCAGCUGAUGGGAAUCAUCCCUCGCAUUGCCCACGACAUCUUUGACCACAUCUACUCCAUGGACGAGAACCUGGAGUUUCACAUCAAGGUCUCAUAUUUUGAAAUCUACUUGGAUAAAAUCAGAGACCUGCUGGAUGUGUCGAAGACGAAUCUGGCCGUGCAUGAAGACAAAAACAGAGUGCCCUACGUCAAGGGGUGUACUGAGCGUUUUGUGUCCAGUCCAGAGGAGGUGAUGGAUGUUAUUGAUGAGGGCAAAGCCAAUCGACAUGUGGCAGUGACUAACAUGAAUGAGCACAGCUCUCGCAGUCACAGCAUCUUCCUCAUCAACAUCAAGCAGGAAAACAUCGAGACGGAGAAGAAACUGUCGGGGAAGCUGUACCUGGUCGACCUGGCCGGCAGCGAGAAGGUCAGUAAGACAGGAGCAGAGGGGGCGGUGCUGGAUGAGGCCAAGAACAUCAACAAAUCUCUGUCAGCGCUGGGAAACGUCAUCUCAGCUCUGGCCGAGGGAACAAAAACCCACGUGCCGUACAGAGACAGUAAGAUGACCCGGAUCCUGCAGGACUCUCUGGGAGGAAACUGUCGCACCACCAUCAUCAUCUGCUGCUCGCCGUCCAUCUACAACGAAGCAGAGACCAAGUCCACGCUCAUGUUUGGACAGAGAGCCAAGACCAUCAAGAACACAGUGUCUGUGAACCUGGAGCUGACGGCCGAGGAGUGGAAGAAGAAAUUUGAGAAGGAGAAAGAGAAGAACAAGAGCCUGAAAAACAUCAUCCAGAAGCUGGAGGCUGAACUCAACCGCUGGAGGAACGGGGAGAACGUUCCUGAGGAGGAGCAGCUGAGCUCUAAAGACCAGAAGAGCGUUGAGCCAUACGACAACACUCCCAUCAUCGACAACCUGCUGCCAGCCGGAGGAGGCGUCUCCGUCUCCAGCAAGGAGCAGAGCAAGUACGAGGAGGACAUCAGCAACCUGUACAAACAGCUGGACGACAAGGAUGAUGAGAUCAACCAACACAGCCAGCUGGCUGAGAAACUCAAGGAGCAGAUGAUGGAUCAGGAGGAGCUGUUGGCGUCAACGCGGCGCGAUUACGAGAAGAUCCAGGAGGAGCUGUGCCGGCUGCAGACGGAGAAUGAGCUGGCCAAGGAGGAGGUGAAGGAGGUGCUGCAGGCCUUGGAGGAGCUGGCUGUCAACUACGACCAGAAGAGCCAAGAGGUGGAGGAGCGAGAGCAAACCAACCUGCAGCUGACCGAGGAGCUGCAACACAAAACGGCGUUGCUGUCGGCGGUGCAGAGGGAGCUGGGUCAGUUGCAGGAGCUGAACGGCCUGCAGAGGAAGAGAGCCGCCGAGGUCCUCAACCUGCUGCUGCGAGACCUCAGUGACAUCGGCGCCAUCAUCGGCACCAGCGACGUCAAGGCCACUGUGUCCUCAGAGAUGAAGGGGAACGGCUCGGCAGUGGAGGAGGAGUUCACUGUCGCUCGCCUCUACAUCAGCAAGAUGAAGUCUGAGGUCAAGUCAUUGGUCAACCGCAGCAAGCAGCUGGAGAGCGCUCAGGCCGACGCCCACCGCAAGAUCCAGGCCAAUGAGAAGGAGCUGGCAUCUUGUCAGCUGCUCAUCUCCCAGCACCAGGCCAAGAUCAAGUCUCUGACGGACUACAUGCAGAACAUGGAGCAGAAGAAGAGGCAGCUGGAAGAGAGUCAGGAUGCUCUGACUGAGGAGCUCGCCAAACUGCAGGCUCAGGAGAAAAGACACGAGAUGUCCGGACUGGAGAAGGAGAAGGAGGACAUCAGCAGACUGGAUGGAGGCGAUGCGAUCAAGAAAACACUGGAGGAGCAGCUGGAGAACCACAGGGAGGCUCAUCAGAAACAGCUCAGCCGCCUCCGAGACGAGAUCGAAGACAAGCAGAGGAUGCUGGAUGAGCUGACAGAUCUAAACCAGGGUCUGUUACUGGAGCAGGAGAGACUCAUGUCGGACUAUGACAAACUGAAGGCUGAAGAGCAGGAGAAGGAUGCAAAGCUUCAGAAACUCAUGCUGCUGAAUGAACAGCAGGAACAGGCAAGAGAGGACUUGAAGGGGCUGGAGGAGACUGUGGCCAAAGAGCUGCAGACUCUUCACAACCUCCGCAAACUCUUCGUUCUGGACCUCACCACACGGGUUAAGAAGAGUGCAGAGAUGGACUGUGAGGAAGGGCUUGGCAACAUCGCCCAGAAACAGAAGAUCUCAUUCCUGGAGAAUAACUUGGAGCAGCUCACAAAAGUCCACAAGCAGCUGGUUCGAGACAACGCAGACCUUCGCUGCGAGCUGCCCAAGCUGGAGAAGCGUCUUCGUGCCACAGCCGAGCGAGUCAAAGCCCUGGAGAAUGCCCUGAAGGAGGCAAAGGAGAAUGCCAUGAGGGACCGCAAGCGCUACCAGCAGGAAGUUGACCGCAUCAAGGAGGCUGUGCGAGCCAAGAACAUGGCCAGGAGGGGAUACUCUGCUCAGAUUGCAAAACCAAUCCGUCCAGGCCACCAUCCACUGUCAUCCCCUAUCAGCAGCUGCAUCAGAGCUGGAAGCAUCUACACCCACAACAACUAAAAUCACAACAGCAAGUUAACCCUACAGACCAUGAGCAACUCAAAGCAUGCCAAUCACCCCACCUGGAACCACAAGCCCCACCCCUCCUGUUGGAGCACCAGUAGGAGGCCAUCACCACAGACUGUCAUCGCUCGGAGGACCGAAACAUACACAGUGCAAAUACUGAUAUGAGAUGUAAACACAUUUCAUUUGCUGAAUGUAGAUAUCAGAGGCCUCACUUAUAACAUGUUGUGUUUAGGUCCUAAAUUACACUCCGGACUUUACAUCGUUUGAAGUGUAACAUUCAUAAAUGAGGCCCUGAAUUUCUGAAGGAUUACGACAUGAAUUAGAAGUUUAGCAGGAGACUUGUUGCAUCAUUUUGUUUAUGAUCUAUGAAUGCGACGUAUACAUUUCUACAGCUUUCCGAAGCUUGAGGAGCCAGGCAGAACAGGUAGACCUGUAGAUUUAUAAUUUAAUCUUAAACCAGCAUUAAUACACUUAAAGGAAUAGUUUGACAUUUUGGGAAACACUCUUAUUCGCUGUCUUGCCAAGAGUCUUGCCAAGAAGGGAGGGUGGGGUGGGUGGUUAACAGUCACAGCCACUGCAGCUAAAGCAGGACCUUUGAGGGUUUCUUGCCCUGAUAAAGCUGAAGGUUACAGCAAGAGUUAUAGUUGAGGUGGAAAUGAAAUUCAGUCACUUUAUACAUUUAAAAACACACUUGCAGCAAAAACAUAUCGACACACAGCUCAUUAGACUGCUAGCAGGAUUAGCUCACAUGUUUCCCCCACCACUGAACAUGCCCCUGAUUGCAUUUCUGUACUCACAUCUUGUGCUAUUUUCUGAGUUGUUGCUCUUUUUUGACAUUUUCCCAGUUAUGGUUACCUCUCUGAUCUCCCUACAGGUGACAAUCAUCACAAACGAAGCUUUAGAAAUUAUCUGAUGACUCCUGCUAAAAUAUUGUCAGAGGGAUUUGGAAAGUGAAAAAGCCUAAAAUGACAUUGGGUUCUGGCCUCUAAAGUCAGAAAUAGAAACUCCAGACAUCUUAUUUUUUCAGCCUGUAUUGUACUGGAGCUCUGCAGGGACACUGACCAGCCAAUCAGAUGUUCCUCGGACUAAGAGAACAAUACUACAGUCUAAUUCAUUUAAGGCCUUUUUUAAAUUUCUCCCACAUUAUCUCAGGAUGUAGAGUCUUGUAAUGUUUUGCACUCAGUCUAUAAAGUUCCUGAUCAUCAAGUCAGAAUCACGAUGGAGUCAGAAUAGUGCAUUUCUCUCAGUCCAACAAAAACACUAAAGUGGACAAAUUUAGUCAUUUUGUCUUGAAAUUUGCCUCCCUCUGAUUGGCUGAAAUUUGCCUCCCUCUGAUUGGCUGAAAUUUGCCUCCUUCUGAUUGGCUGAAAAGUCUGUUUUUCACUCUGCCACACCUUGUGCCUUUAGAAACAUCUGGACCAUCAGAAUAACAGACUUCCACUAGUUUAUCUUUGUUCAGCACCUUCAGAAUUAUGGAAUUAACUUAUAUUUACAUAUAAAUGACCCUCAAAGAUUUAAUAUAUAAUAACUUCCACUUCCUCAAAGCAAAAGGUUGUAGUCAAUGAGACCCCUUCACCCUGUAAUCAGAUAUAUUAGUCUGUGCUGCUUUCCUUUGCGCUGCCAGCUGAGCAUGUUUUUGAAUGUACAUUGUUAUCUCGGUGGAGAGCGGUGAUAUCCUGGGCAACUUUUUAGGCAACAGAGCUUCAGAGUAGUUGCUUUGGUUGCCCCAGAUGUUGCCAAAGAACAUCACAACUCUGAGCCAGAUUAUCAGCUUCCUUAUCUGACUUUUAAUUGUUUGAUUGUGGUUGUUUUGACUGAGCAGUCGCACUGUACAUGAUGAAUAAAUGAAUGUAACUGCAUGGACUAGAGCUUGUGUUAAAGGCAUGCUCAGGGAGGACAAACUGAGGCAAUUUGUAUACACGAUGCAUUUACCUCAUCAUGAUGUACAUUUUGAGUUUGCAAAAUGUUUGUUUUUUUAGUUCCCUUCCUUUCUUUUGGCUGUGGCAUCAUAUCUCUGAAUAUACCUACAACAGAUGCAAUUAAAGCUAAUAAAGAUAUAUCUAUUUAACUUUCA